UUCUACUAUAGACUCCUGGGAACCAGCUUCUUCGGUUUUGGUAUGAACAGGAUUCGGAUUCACGUCUUGCCAACCAAUCGGGGUAGGAUCACCCCAGUGCCCAGGUCUCAGGAGCUCCUGUCUUGUUCAUUUACUCAUCGCCCGUGCUCCCAACCUCGCCUGGAGGGCCAGGAGUUUUGCAUUAAGCAUAUCCUUGAAGACAAGAAUGCACCCUUCAAGCAGUGUAGUUAUAUAUCAACAAAGAAUGGAAAGAGAUGUCCCAGUGCUGCCCCAAAACCAGAGAAGAAAGACGGGGUGUCCUUCUGUGCUGAACAUGCCCGUAGGAAUGCCUUAGCACUUCAUGCUCAAAUGAAGAAGACCAACCCAGGGCCUAUGAGUGAAACACUCUUGUGCCAGCUGAGCGCAUAUGCUAAGACAGAACUGGGCUCUCAGACUCCAGAAAGUAGCCGCAGUGAAGCCAGCCGAAUACUGGAUGAAGACAGCUGGAGUGAUGGGGACCAGGAACCCAUUACUGUGGAUCAGACAUGGAGAGGUGACCCUGACAGUGAAGCUGAUAGCAUAGACAGUGAUCAAGAAGAUCCCCUAAAACAUGCUGGUGUCUACACGGCUGAAGAAGUGGCCCUGAUUAUGCGGGAGAAGCUGAUUCGUUUGCAGUCUUUGUACAUUGAUCAGUUUAAACGACUUCAGCAUUUGCUGAAGGAGAAGAAGCGUCGAUACUUACAUAAUCGCAAAGUGGAACAUGAAGCUUUAGGUAGUAGUCUCCUUACUGGCCCAGAGGGACUUUUGGCCAAAGAACGAGAGAACUUAAAGCGAUUAAAAUGUCUUCGACGGUAUCGCCAACGCUAUGGAGUAGAAGCCUUGCUACACAGGCAGCUAAAGGAACGCAGAAUGCUGGCCACAGAUGGUGCCGCCCAACAGGCCCAUACCACUCGUUCUAGUCAGAGGUGCUUGGCCUUUGUGGAUGAUGUUCGUUGUUCCAAUCAGUCUCUCCCAAUGACCAGACACUGCCUUACCCAUAUUUGUCAGGAUACGAAUCAGGUUCUCUUCAAAUGCUGCCAGGGAUCUGAAGAGGUACCUUGCAACAAACCAGUUCCUGUAAGCCUCUCUGAGGAUCCCUGCUGUCCACUGCACUUCCAGUUGCCUCCUCAGGUGUAUAAGCCCGAGCAGGUACUGUCUGUGCCAGACGAUCUGGAAGCCGGCCCCAUGGAUCUGUACUUGAGUGCUGCUGAGCUUCAGCCCACUGAGAGUUUACCACUGGAGUUCAGUGAUGACUUGGAUGUUGUUGGUGAUGGUAUGCAGUGCCCUCCUUCACCCUUGCUUUUUGAUCCUUCAUUAACCCUUGAAGAUCAUUCAAUCAAAGAAAUUGCUGAAGGCCCAGUGGAUAUCUUGGGCCAGAUGCAGAUGGUUGGAGAUGGUUACAGGUCCCAGGGAUCCCGAAAUUCUGAGAAAGCCUGUGCACCAUUGCCUCAAAGUGGAUUGGCUACUGCAAAUGGAAAACCAGAAUCCACUCCUAGCAGUUGAUAGUUUGUUCUGGGAACCAUAUGACUUCCGUGGAUUUCACUUUCCCAUUCUUCAAACAAGUAUCUCUGAUCAUCUCUCACUAAACAGGGGCAACCCAGUUGUUUUGUUCUGGGUUAUAGAAUGUCGUAGUUAAAUAAAACCAUACUUAGGGGGAUGGGCCA
Messenger RNA from Marmota monax (woodchuck), 1682 nucleotides. RefSeq names its product KAT8 regulatory NSL complex subunit 2. Lineage: Eukaryota; Metazoa; Chordata; Mammalia; Rodentia; Sciuridae. The transcript has a single exon. The record is from RefSeq and is a predicted model, not a curated record. Gene Ontology annotation, cellular component: NSL complex. The coding region runs from base 43 to 1521 and encodes 492 amino acids.